GGAGCCGCCGCUACCCCACGCUGGCGGACCGAGGAAGCCUCAGGAAGUGCUUGGGGAAAGGUUGGAACCAGCCCCUUUAUUGCCAUAGCAACGCGUGCCUGGCUUGUCAGCAGCCCGCCACGUGACGUCUCGGCCAGGCUCCCCCCCCCGCGCCCACGCACGGUGGGGGUCACAUGACUCGUGCGUAGCCAUCAUGGCGGCGGCUGCGCCGCUGUCCGGAUCCUGAGCGUUCCACGGGCGCAGCAGCAGCGGCGCGGCGGUGGCCGCAGAGCAGGCGGACGGCAGGAGCCGUGCGCCCCUCGGGGUAGGUGGGGCUGCCCGGACCCGGGCCCCCCUCCCGGCUCGGACCCCGCUGCGGCGCCCUCGGCGAGGGGUCCGGGCCUUUUUCUGGGCGAAGAUCACGGGACCAGCCGCUUGGGGCCUUGGGAGCCGGACCAGCUUCCGAGGCGCUCCCCGGGCCCUCCCUCGGUGGUCGCCUUCGGGGCGGUGAGCGCGGCUCCCUCUUGUAGGUUACCUCAGCCGCGCCCGGCGGCGGCCCGACGAGUGGCCCCGGGGGAGCGGGCCGAGGGCAGCCAUGUCGGCGCUGCUGGGCCAGCCGGACACGGCCCCCUUUCUCAGCCAAGCAGACGACACAGGAGAAGGAGUGGGGGGCCCGGCCCCGGCGCCUGGCCAGACUGCGCGUUUGGCGGGGCCAGAGCCCCGGGACGCGGAAGGGCUCCAGCUGAUAACCGGCAUCGCCCCCAGACACGCAACUUUGAUCGUGGGCGUGCUUUGCUAUGUCAACCUGCUUAACUACAUGGACCGUUUCACCGUGGCAGGUGUUCUUCCAGACAUCGAGCAGUUCUUUGGUAUUGGCGAUAGCAGCUCUGGUCUCAUUCAGACUGUGUUUAUUUCCAGUUACAUGGUCCUGGCCCCUGUGUUUGGCUACCUGGGUGACAGAUAUAACAGGAAGUACCUCAUGUGUGGUGGGAUUGCCUUCUGGUCACUGGUGACUCUGGGUUCUUCGUUCAUCCCUAGAGAGAGAUUUUGGCUACUUCUCUUUACUCGGGGCCUUGUAGGGGUUGGGGAGGCCAGUUAUUCUACCAUUGCCCCCACCCUCAUUGCUGACCUCUUUGUAGCUGAUAAGAGGAGUCGAAUGCUCAGUAUCUUCUACUUUGCCAUCCCUGUGGGCAGUGGUCUGGGUUAUAUCGCAGGCUCAAAGGUGAAGGAUGUGGCUGGAGAUUGGCAUUGGGCACUCAGGGUGACCCCAGGCCUCGGGAUGAUAGCGGUAUUGCUGUUAUUCCUGGUAGUGAGGGAACCGCCUCGUGGAGCUGUGGAACGCCAUUCAGACACCCCUCCCUUGAGUCCCACCUCUUGGUGGGCUGAUCUGCGGGCUCUGGUGCGGAAUCCCAGUUUUGUGCUCUCUUCCCUGGGAUUCACGGCUGUGGCCUUUGUCACGGGGUCCCUGGCUCUAUGGGCACCGGCAUUCCUGCUCCGAGCUCGAGUUGUCUUAGGAGAGACUCCACCCUGCCUCCCUGGAGAUUCCUGCUCCUCUUCAGACAGUCUCAUCUUUGGGCUGAUCACCUGUGUGACUGGGAUUCUGGGAGUGGCUUCAGGGGUAGAGAUCAGCCGUUAUCUUCGCCGCACCAACCCCAGGGCUGAUCCCUUGGUCUGUGCAGCCGGAUUGCUGGGUUCUGCCCCAUUUCUGUUCCUGGCCCUGGCUUGUGCUCAAGACAGCAUUAUACUUACUUAUGUUUUCAUCUUCAUUGGAGAGAUUCUGCUGUCCAUGAACUGGGCCAUCGUAGCAGACAUUCUGCUGUAUGUAGUCAUUCCCACACGCCGAUCAACAGCGGAAGCCUUCCAGAUUGUUCUGUCCCAUCUGUUGGGGGAUGCUGGGAGCCCCUACCUCAUUGGGCUGAUUUCUGACCGUCUGCGCCGUGACUGGCCCCCUUCCUUCCUCUCCCAGUUCCGGGCCCUGCAGUUCUCCCUCAUGCUUUGUGCCUUUGUUGGGGCACUUGGGGGUGCUGCUUUCUUGGGCACUGCCAUGUAUAUUGAAGGUGAUCGAAAGAGAGCUCAGCUCCAUGUGCAAGGACUCGUGAGGGACGUGUCCCCUCCAGAUGAUCGGAUCGUGGUCCCUCAGCGUGGCCGUUCUACCAAGGUCCCGGUGUCCAGUGUGCUCAUCUGAUUGAGUGGACUAUGGCCUGAGGCCACUUUGUGUUCUGGUCCCCUUAGGGGGAUAGGUGGGCGUUGGGCAGGGCAGGACUCUGAGGGACCCCAGCAGCCUGGACUGUGGCCCACAGCGCUGGGACCACAGGAGUGGGACGGUGGCUGAGGUUUGUCCCUUUCUCCCUCCGGGUACACACGCACACAGACGCACUACAUGCACAUCGAUAUUGGUCAGGGAAUGAUUCUGGAUCAGGGCGGGGGCAGGUGGUUGGAAGACCACGGGACAGGCGCCCUCAGCUUUGUGCAGGGAGGGAAGAUCUUUUUCCUCUGCCUCUGUCGGACUGUAGAGGUGGGUUCCAAGCCGCCCUCCUGGGGUCAGGGGCGAGGUGCCCCCACCGUCCAGGAGGGAGGGUUUGGUGCUAUUUUUAUCUGAAUAAACUUUGUAACCAGA
This is a messenger RNA of Sarcophilus harrisii (Tasmanian devil), 2596 nucleotides long. It is a transcript of the gene SPNS1, whose product is annotated as sphingolipid transporter 1 (putative). The record is from RefSeq and is a predicted model, not a curated record. Gene Ontology annotation, molecular function: transmembrane transporter activity. Gene Ontology annotation, cellular component: membrane. The transcript has 12 exons. Lineage: Eukaryota; Metazoa; Chordata; Mammalia; Dasyuromorphia; Dasyuridae. Bases 575 to 2164 code for a protein of 529 amino acids. Gene Ontology annotation, biological process: transmembrane transport.